Messenger RNA from Girardinichthys multiradiatus, 2437 nucleotides. It is a transcript of the gene tctn2, whose product is annotated as tectonic family member 2. Bases 68 to 2206 code for a protein of 712 amino acids. Lineage: Eukaryota; Metazoa; Chordata; Actinopteri; Cyprinodontiformes; Goodeidae. Gene Ontology annotation, biological process: smoothened signaling pathway; cilium assembly; protein localization to ciliary transition zone. The transcript is spliced from 18 exons. Gene Ontology annotation, cellular component: MKS complex. The record is from RefSeq and is a predicted model, not a curated record.
UGGUUAACACAGAGGUUGCCAAGACAUCUAACAGAGUUUACAAAUAUGUCCACUCUGCAAUCGCUAAAUGGCUAACGUCGGUUUCCUUCCUGCGUCUAUUUUAGGUCGGGCUUCAUUUAUCUUAUUCUUUAUUUGGUUGGCCCGCCCGCAGAACAUUGUUGUUUUUCAGCCGUCUUUUCUCAUCACAAACGGACCAAAACUCUCCUCAUUUCUACUCGGAAACACAUCAGGAGUCUCACUGAAUCUGAGGAGGGUUUCUGCUUCCAACACAACAGGAACCAUUGGUUCAUCAUCAUGUGUAGCAGAAGCAACACGGUGGGCACUCAAAACGGAGCAGAUGGGAAAGAGUGCAGUUCAAGUUCAUCUGACAUUGAGUCAAAGCCUGCGUUUGUGUGGUGAGAAUGAAACAAAUGCUGACUGCUGCUUAAAACCGUUAUGUGUCCUGGAGACCUUUCAGGUGUCUGCCUGCGUUGGGAGCACACCCCUGGCAUCAUUGCUGAUCCAAGCCACCAUAAACGCCCGGUUAUUUCCUGCUAACGCAAGCUCUGAUAACAAAACAGUAUUUCCAAACCAAGUGUACCAACCGCUUGGCAUUUGUCCAUGUGACUUGACAUCCAGAACAUGUGACGCACGCUGCUGUUGUGACCAGGACUGUUCCAAUGAAGAACUAAAGCUUUUUGCAUCCCACUGUCUGCUGGGACCCUAUGGGGGACAGGUGUCCCCUGCUCCAGAUUACCAGUGCUCCAUGCAGUCUGCUGAAAACUCUCCAGACUGGUUUCCAUUUUUAUGUGUCACUUCUCCACUUGAAAACAACCCCUACCUGGGUCUUUUCUACCAAGGAGACACAAUUGCACCCAGGCCGGGCCCAUCUUUCCGAAUGCCUCUGCUGUCUGCUCCUGUGCCACCUCGUAUUUAUAUUCAGGGAAGUCCUGUUGUCACAUCAGAUGACAAGUACUUCACUAUACCUCAGAUGGUCUUGGGACGGUGCAUAAAUGGUGCUCCUGUGGCCUUUCUCCAAAACUUUAAAGUGGAAUGUGUAACUCUCAUCCGCUCAUGUCCAACCGGUCCUCCGAUAAAAACGCAGCAAAAAGAUUUGAUCACUGAAGUGCUGAAUGGGCAGGGUGGUAUUAUUAUGGUGAAUUUAACUGAUGAAGCUGAUAAAAGCCUGUUCCUUUCAAGAGGUCAAGUGGAUAUUACAUCUGAGACAUUGGUGUGUGAAAAUGUGACCUUAGCGCUGGAUUACAAAUUCUACUGGAAAGGAAAUGGCAUCACCAGUAUCUCCCUGACGCGCACUGUUGGGACCAUCGUCUUGAAUGGAAGUUUGGCAUUAACUACAAGAUAUUCUGCUGUGUUUCUAAAUGGAGAAUCUGUGGCUGAGCCCAACUCAGGGAACCCAGGUUAUCAAGUGAGAAGACCUGUUAUUGCUGGUAUCUUGGACAACAAUACUGAGUUAAUGCAGAGGACACUGAUGAAUAUUUGGAAACCAGUGGGAGAUGGACUCUGUUCCAGUGCCAGCGUGAAGCCAGUUGUGUUUGGAGAGAAUUCAACUUCAGGUUGCUUGCUGCCUAUCAGGCAACGCAAUAUCACUCAGUGCGACCUCCUGAGAGAGACUGUUGCUGAUCUGCAGGCAGGUCUAACCACGGCGACAUAUGUAGCACAGCGUGGUAACCCAGAUCUUACAAGCAUGACAGACUGGGUGAACAUCAGCUUUGUGACACGGAACGUAAACACAUCGACAGGCGCCGCUGCAGGUGUGUGCGGUGAUAUCCCAUCCCACCAACACAUCAGGGUUUGGAGCCUCACCACCAGCCUGGUAGAUGGAAUACCCCAAAGAGAAAUUCAAGCUCUAGAAGUCAGUUAUAGCAUGUCCACUUGGGCACUGGAUUGUGGAGGAGGUGAUGUCUCGUUAUAUGAGAACCUAGAAGAAAGUCAGUUGUUCCCAAUCACCUCCUCAGUCACUUUUGUUGACAUUCCCAUUAACACAGGACCACCCAAAACCAGGUUUCAGAUCAACUUUACAGAAUAUGACUGUAACAGGAAUGAUGUGUGUUGGCCUGAGCUCGCCUUUCCCUUCACCAGAUAUUAUACAGGUGAACCUUAUUCCCAGUCGUUGGCUAAAGGGAUGAUCUUGGUUUUCAUGUUUCUUGCUGCAGCAAUUCUUGGAACUCCAUGGAGACAGAUAAGACAGGCCUGGCACAAUGCUUGACUCGAAUAAAUGCUUAGAGAAAAUGUGAUGGGUGACUUUCAGGUAGACAACGAAGGUGUAAGAUACCAAAUAGUCGUAUAAUGCUCAUCUAUCUGUGAAAUGUUGUUACGUAUUUUUGUCUAAUUAUAGAUUUUGUACCUGUAAUUUUGUAAAUAUUGAUGUGUGUAUUUGUGCACUUAUAGUGUAUUUGUAUAUUUUGGUAAUAAAGAUGUUUUUCAAAUAAGUUUUAAA